Molecule: messenger RNA, 1052 nt
Organism: Raphanus sativus (radish)
Lineage: Eukaryota; Viridiplantae; Streptophyta; Magnoliopsida; Brassicales; Brassicaceae
Exons: 3
Coding region: 41-859 (272 amino acids)
Biological process (GO): translation
Cellular component (GO): cytosolic large ribosomal subunit; ribosome
Molecular function (GO): structural constituent of ribosome; 5S rRNA binding
Source: RefSeq, a predicted model, not a curated record
CCUCACUCUCUCUCUCUCUCUCCCUGGUAAAGCAAACAAAAUGUUGCUCCGUCGUGCAACCGCCGCACUACCCAAAACCCUACAAAACCUCCGGCUAUUCUCCCCGGCGGCGACCUCCGCGUUAGCCCUCGACCACACCCUAGAUACCCAACUAGACUACCUCCCCGGGUUCCCUCGACCCGAUGCUAAACACGCGGAGACGAUCCUAGCCGUUCCUCGGUCCGACUCCGGUAAGAACAUAUCCGCGAAAGAGCGUAAAGCGGGUCGGGUCCCUUCGAUCAUAUUCGAGCAGGAGGAUGGUCAGCACGGAGGGAACAAGAGGCUCGUCUCGGUUGAGACGAAUCAGAUCAGGAAGCUGGUGACUCAUCUGGGUUACUCCUUCUUCCUCUCGAGGCUAUUCGAUGUCGAGGUUAGGUCUGAGAUUGGUUCCGAUGAGGUCGUUGAGAAAGUCAGGGCCUUGCCCAGAUCGAUUCAUUUGCACUCUGGAAGUGAUGCGCCGCUGAAUGUGACGUUUAUAAGAGCUCCUCCUGGUACUCUGUUGAAGGUUGAUAUCCCUCUUGUGUUUAUUGGAGAUGAUGUUUCUCCUGGGUUGAAGAAAGGAGCAUCUCUGAAUACGAUCAAAAGAACGGUGAAGUUCCUAUGUCCGGCAGAGAUCAUCCCUCCAUAUAUAGAAGUAGAUCUCAGUCUACUCGACGUUGGACAAAAGCUAGUAGCGGGAGACCUCAAGGUUCACCCGGCGCUAAAGCUAAUAAGGCCCAAAGACGAACCAAUUGUUAAGAUCGCCGGAGGACGUGUCAGUGACCAGCAAAAGGACCAGCAAAAGAAGGACCAGCCAAAGAAAGACCAAGCAAAGAAAUAAACCGGUGGUUAGUCAUAUUAACCGGUGCAAACCUAAUGUUGAUGAAAAUUUUAUGGAUCAAUCUUCUUAGAACUUGUGAUCCUUUUAGCAUGAAGGUUUUUUUUGUGUGUUGUUGUUAGUGUUGCCGGAGAGCUCUAGAUUCUGGUGGAAUAUUCUGUCUUGAUUCAACAAUGCAAUUUUUCAUGGAACAGUC